Molecule: messenger RNA, 1436 nt
Organism: Nymphalis io (European peacock)
Lineage: Eukaryota; Metazoa; Arthropoda; Insecta; Lepidoptera; Nymphalidae
Product: putative fatty acyl-CoA reductase CG5065
Exons: 11
Coding region: 102-1436 (444 amino acids)
Biological process (GO): long-chain fatty-acyl-CoA metabolic process
Cellular component (GO): peroxisome
Molecular function (GO): alcohol-forming very long-chain fatty acyl-CoA reductase (NADP+) activity
Source: RefSeq, a predicted model, not a curated record
UAGGGAAGUGAGAACGUGACUGACUUUUAGAACUCCAUAAGAAUCAGGGAUUUUAUUAUCCACAUAAAUCAACGCUGAAGACAUCUUAACAAGUCUUCAAGAUGUAUAAAACGGUCGCAGAAUGCUACGAAGGUCAAUCUGUUUUUAUGACUGGAGGCACCGGUUUUCUAGGAAAGGUGAUCUUAGAAAAAUUAUUAUACAGUUGUCCUGGAUUAGACAAAGUUUAUGUAAUGGUGCGAGACAAGAAAAGCACAAUUGCCCAGCAAAGAUUCCUGAAGGUUCUAGAACAGCCGAUUUUCUCAAGAUUAAGAAACGAAAAUCCCCAGGCCCUUGACAAAAUUGUUCCAAUUGUGGGAGAUAUCUCCGAACCUAAACUCGGACUCAACGCUCAAGAUGAAGAGCUUUUAACUAGUAAGGUUUCGUUCGUUUUCCACGUUGCUGCAACAGUCAAGUUCAACGAACCCUUCGAAGUUGCUAUGAAUAUUAAUGUAGCUGGUACGAGCAGGGUACUCGAACUCAGUCAUCGUAUGAAGAAUAUUAAGGCUUUUGUUUAUGUUUCCACUGCUUAUUCGAAUACAAACAGAGAUGUCAUUGAUGAAGUGAUAUACCCGGCACCGGCUUCUUUGAAUGAAAUAAAGAAGUUACUAGAGAUUGGAAUAACUGAAAAGCAAGUGAAGGAUCUUAUAGGUAACAGACCAAAUACGUAUACAUUCACGAAAGCGAUUGCGGAGAAUCUAAUAGCUGAUAAUAAUAAUCGUGUACCAUCUGUGAUAGUCCGACCAUCUGUAGUAUCAUCUAGUAAAGCGGAGCCUCUUGUUGGAUGGAUUGACAACUGGUUUGGUGCCUCCGCCCUCUUGACUACAACCUCUAAGGGCUUGAAUCGUGUACUCCUCGCCCACCCUUCGAAUUCUCUCGAUCUCAUACCUGUUGAUUAUGUGUCAAACUUAAUAAUUGUUGCUGCGUCCAAAUGUGAAAGCUCAAAAGAAGUCAAAGUUUACAAUUGCAGUUCGAGUGCAGAAAAUCCAAUUACAAUGAAACGUUUGGCUAAUCUUACCAUUGAAGACAGUUACAAGAACAAAUGUUAUGACGUACCACUGCCGUUCUUAUACUUCACACAGUACAAAUGGGUGGUGUUCCUUUUAACGCUGAUAUUGCAAACGAUACCAGCCUAUAUCGGCGACAUAAUUUUAUCGAUAACAGGAAAAAAGACCAGGUUCGUAAAAAUACAAGCCAAAACAUCCUUGGUACGAAACACGUUGGAAUAUUUCACAUCAAAUAGUUGGGUCAUACGAGCGUCGAAGACAAGAGCCUUAGCGCAGUCUCUCUCGCCAGCUGAUAAAGAAACCUUCCCUUGCGAUCCUGCGGAUAUUGUAUGGGACGAAUACAUCCCAACUUAUUGCGAGGGGAUAAGAAAGUUUUUAUUACAAAAAAAAUAA